AUGCUCGACGAUCUGACGAUCGUGAAGACGACGUCGACAACGACCAUAAAGGAGGAGGUGAUACUGACCGAGGGCGAGAGGCGAGUCGUGGUGAAGAAGGCGGCCUCCUUCAACGUCACGCGAACGCAAACCUCAAGCCCCAAGAAGAGCAUCAAGAAGCGGCACGAGAUUGAGGGGGAUGACGACCACGAGUUCAGGAACAACUACAAGCAGUCGGUGAUCGAGAACAAGAACGACUACUGGCGGCGCAUGUGCUGGUGCGAGGUGCAGAAGAGGCGUAAAUCGCGAACUACCAUUACGUCGAUCGACCUGCGAAGCCGAUUUGAGCGAUACGAUCGCUGGGAACGAAAGGAUUUUCGACGAGUCGACUGGAAGACUUUCUACGACGAGAUGCGACUCGAGAAACCCAGCAAGCCGGACGAGUGGCUCGGCAAUCCCAAGUUCCUGGGCGGCGUCUUCGUCAUCAUGUUCAUGCUCUUCUACUGCCUCAUCUCCUCGCUCUGA
This is a messenger RNA of Acanthamoeba castellanii str. Neff, 504 nucleotides long. RefSeq lists its product as uncharacterized. The record is from RefSeq and is a predicted model, not a curated record. The coding region runs from base 1 to 504 and encodes 167 amino acids. The transcript has a single exon. Lineage: Eukaryota; Discosea; Longamoebia; Acanthamoebidae.